Messenger RNA from Soboliphyme baturini, 936 nucleotides. The record is from the annotation of a GenBank genome assembly. Lineage: Eukaryota; Metazoa; Nematoda; Enoplea; Dioctophymatida; Soboliphymatidae.
AUGUUGGUCGUCGUCGUGCUGUCGUGCCCCUUCCGCAGUUUGCUGUGGUGGAUUAACUUCGUCGCUGCGCUGUGCUGGUGGCCACUGCCGGUCGUCCAAGCGUACAUGUCCGAGUCGUGGGCGAUGCUCAGCCGAAUGCCCAGCCCGACCUGCGUCGACAUCCCACGCAACUUCAGUCUUUGCCAUGGCAUCGACUACCGCCGUAUGCGCCUACCGAAUCUAGUCGAACAUGAGACCCUGGACGAGGCGGUCCAGCAGGCCGCGCCUUGGAUAUCGCUGUUGCGCCUGAACUGCCAUGCGGACACACAACGAUUCCUGUGCUCACUGUUCGCCCCCGUAUGUCUCGAACGCGCCAUCUACCCCUGCCGGUCCCUGUGCGAGGCGGUCAAGUCCGGCUGCGAGAAGCGCAUGGAGAUGUACGGCUUUCCGUGGCCGGAAAUGCUCAACUGCAACAAAUUCCCGGUUACCAACGACAUGUGUAUCCAAGCACGCGAGACGUAUCAAGGUAUGGUCGUUUUUCUUUCUUGUUCAACGUUGCCGUACACAGUGCGCCCACGUCUGAGGCGCGUUGGAGAAAUCGGUCGCCGAUGCAUUAUUUUUCCAGUUGAAUCUGGUGGACCGCUGACCCUUAUUAACGACGACCCAUUUUCGCAUGUGGCCACGGUGGACCCCUGUCGCGACAGUGGCGCAUGCUUGGCCCACUGGGAGCUGGUUGGGGCUGGGAGUUUCGGCUGCGUGAAACGACCAGUUCUGUCUACCGCUGUUGGCUGGCACAAAACGCGUCCACGACGUUCAUUCACCACAGCGGUACCUCCUUUGAGUGGUGCCACGUUGUUAAGUUUGUCGCCCGAGUCAGAUGGCAAACAUUUGCAGCUUAAUGGAGCGGCGGCGGAGGACCAGCUGAGUGACGACGCCUCCGCCUCGGCCGAAGGUUGA